Messenger RNA from Schizosaccharomyces cryophilus OY26, 1570 nucleotides. RefSeq names its product histone acetyltransferase Hat1. NCBI's taxonomy places the organism in Eukaryota, Fungi, Ascomycota, Schizosaccharomycetes, Schizosaccharomycetales, Schizosaccharomycetaceae. Gene Ontology annotation, molecular function: histone binding; histone H4 acetyltransferase activity. The record is from RefSeq and is a predicted model, not a curated record. Bases 291 to 1415 code for a protein of 374 amino acids. Gene Ontology annotation, biological process: subtelomeric heterochromatin formation. Gene Ontology annotation, cellular component: nucleus. The transcript has 6 exons.
UUGAUGAUUCUAUGAUUUUUUGUCUAUCGUUAUAGUCUAUUUAUUAUAGUACACUAUGAUUUCACGGACAACCGUUAUGAAUUUAUGAAUAUAUAAAGUUUUCCAUCAAAUUCAUUAACAGUAUGCUUCUAAAGUCAUCCGAUGUAGGCAGCAGUUGUUUGUUUAUUUUCACGCAUGACUUCAACAUGCGAAAGCUACCAAAAGGGUAACGAUGUAACCUCAAAGGUCACCACCAAAAUUCUACCAAAACAUACCAAUCGAAAGCAGUUGGCUUGUUUUCAUCCUUUAAAAUGAGCAAUAUUGACGAGUGGGUUCAUAAUGCGAAUGAAUGUAUAUCAAUUGUUCAAAAAAAUGAGAAGGGUGAUGUCGACUGUGAAUUCCAUCCUACUUUUACUUACAGUAUUUUUGGAGACUCGGAAGUUCUAUACGGCUACAAAAACCUUAACAUCGAGAUUCAAUAUAUAUCUCCUUCAAUGAAGCCACAGCUAAAAGUUACGUGUUCUGAUCGACUUGCUCCAGAAUCAGGAGUGGAACCAACAAACGUCGAUAAAACGUUGUCAAAAUACUUGAGGGAUGAUCGGGUUCCAGAAAGCUUGGAGCCGGUUGAUGUUCGUAAUAUCCCGGUCGCUGAGACUUAUUCUUUUGAUGAACGAAAAUUCUGUAUAUUAAAGAGUAAACCUAGUGACCUAGCUGCAAUAAUGCAGUAUUUGCAAAUUUUUUCUCUAUUCUUUAUCGAGGGUGGCUCUUUUAUUGAUAUAUUUGAUCCUAAAUGGACUAUUUAUUUAUUAUAUGAAAUAAAAGAGGAACAGUAUUGUUUACGAGGGUAUUGUACCGUUUAUCACUAUUACAAAUGGGAUAAGACGAGAACGGAUGGUGAGCGUCCUCGCAUUUCUCAGUUUGUGAUAUUUCCUCCUUUUCAAAGAGAAGGCCAUGGUUCUAGACUUUACAAUACCAUUGUAAAUAUAUUCCUAGAGGAUCCAAAAAUUCUUGAGUUCGCAGUGGAGGACUCAUCUGAGGCAUUUGACGACCUUCGUGAUCGUUGUGAUUUCCAGCGACUGAAAUCCAUGAAUAUAUUUACUAGUCCAGAGUUCCGUUUGCCUCUAUCAAAGGAAUGGUUGCACUCGCAAAGAUCAGCCACUAAACUACCACCGCGCCAGUUUCUUCGUUGUUGCGAGAUUGCUCUUACCAUGAAAAUGAAGGAUUUAUCCCUGUUAGAAAGAAAAGCGCUUCGUCUCUUGAUCAAGGAAAGAAUCUUUCGCCAGAACCUUGACGUUUUGCUUCAGCUAGACCGUUCGGAUCGUCUUGACAAAAUUCAAGGAGCCUACCAAAAUCAACUUGAUGAAUACAAAAAGAUUGCAAAAAAGCUUCCAAAAUUAUUGAAAGAAGGAUCUCGGAAGCGACAAAAAACUAAAUAGGAAACUCAAUAAUAGUGAAAUGGUUUAAAUGUGUAAAUUUACUCUAUUCAAUUGUUUUCAGAAUCUUUCAUUUUACCACUUUAAGUCAUAAGUCAUAAGUCAUAUAGUUGAUUUAUUUUCAGUAGUUACCUUUUAUUAGUCUAGCUAUCAGCUUG